AUGGUGCAGAUGGCCCGUCCCGCAAAGACGAAGAGGCUACGUUACGUGUGGAUCAUCAGAUGUUGCAUCGACAAAACGAGCAGCGCCGAGCUGUCCAAGGCCAUCAACUGCAUGUUCCAAUGGUACUGGGAUUCCGUAGCCUGCGUCGCCUUUCUGUCUGAUAUGGUGCGGGAGGAGAUGGGAUAUUUGCCCAAGGAUGAUGGUUUGUGGGAGCGCCAAUUCGCGAGAAGCCGAUGGGUUUGGUGUUCUUGA
This is a messenger RNA of Colletotrichum destructivum, 252 nucleotides long. RefSeq lists its product as uncharacterized. The transcript has a single exon. NCBI's taxonomy places the organism in Eukaryota, Fungi, Ascomycota, Sordariomycetes, Glomerellales, Glomerellaceae. The coding region runs from base 1 to 252 and encodes 83 amino acids. The record is from RefSeq and is a predicted model, not a curated record.